AUGCAGUUAUCGACGUACGGUGAGGAUAGCGCGCUGUACGCCGCGGCGUACAGCGCUGCGUAUCUCUUGGUGGCGACGGUGUUAAUCUUGGCGAACAAGCACUUGAUCACGGAGACGACGCUGAACUGUCCGAUAUUCAUCUCGAGCUUAGGGUCGUGGUUCGGAUGGCUCGUCGCCGCGAUCGCGAUCGCGCAUGAUCCGAAGAAGAUGUCGCACCGGUUGACGCUCGGAGAGUGGUGCGCGAACAUAUUACCGAUCGGGUUCUGCACCGCGCUCAGUUUGGCGGCAGCGAACGUGGCUUACUCAUACCUAUCGCUGUCGUUCAUACAAAUGUUGAAAGCUUUCGCGCCCGUGGUGUGUUACGCGACGUUGGUUGCGUUUGGGCUCGAUCGGUUUAGUGGAAGGAUAGCGACGACGCUGAGCGUCGUUAUGAUAGGGUGUUUUGUCGCGGCGUGGGGUGAGGCGCACGUGACUGCUUUUGGGUUAGGGUGCAUGCUCACCGCUGAAGUCGCGGAGGCGUUUCGAAGCGUCGGAGUCCAAUACUUGAUCGCGAAUAGGAAAUUUUCCCUCUUCAACGGCAUGUACUACUUCUCGCCGGCGACUUUGGUCUUCAUCAUGGGUCUGAGUUUGGUGUUCGAGCGCGAGGAGUUGUUUCGGUACGAAAACGGCUCCGUCUUCGCAAAGUACUGGUACUUGAUCGUGAUCUGCGCGACGUUCGGAUUCGCGGUGAAUUAUGUGUGCCUCGGUGUCGUCCGCCACGCCGGCUCACUCAUGGUGAAAACCAUGUCCCAGCUAAAGAACGUCGCCGUCAUCGUCGCCGCCAUGUUCAUGUACGGCGACGAGGUGAGCACUUUAGAGUGUGUUGGCUACGCCGUCGCCACCGCGGGAUUUAUCGGGUUCAACCUUGCCAAAGCGAGAGAUAACGUUCAGGUCCGAGAGCUCGUCGCGAGAAGAGACGCCGAGAGCGACGCGCGUUCACCCGAGCGCGUCUCCCUCUUACGCCAGAAGAGCAACGCACCACCAUUGUAA
Ostreococcus tauri is the source of this 1029-nucleotide messenger RNA. Its product is annotated as Triose-phosphate transporter domain. The record is from RefSeq and is a predicted model, not a curated record. Bases 1 to 1029 code for a protein of 342 amino acids. Gene Ontology annotation, molecular function: antiporter activity. The transcript has a single exon. Gene Ontology annotation, cellular component: Golgi apparatus; endosome; trans-Golgi network. NCBI's taxonomy places the organism in Eukaryota, Viridiplantae, Chlorophyta, Mamiellophyceae, Mamiellales, Bathycoccaceae.